GGCUGAGAUCUUUAUAAACAGCUAGAUGGCACAGUAAGGACCAUCAGCGGUUGGGUGAUUAGAGAAGACAGGCGUCCAGCUCAAGAAUAUCCAGACAGUGUACCAUGGCCUCUCUCUCUCUGUCCCUGGGACUGCUGGUGCUAUGCACCCUGGCUCUUGUACACUGUGACCUGUAUGACGGCCACGUCAGGGUGUGGGGCCUUAGUGCUUCCAAUCUGAAAGGAGACUUCCUCUCCCAGCCAGACCCCUACGUCAAGGUGUGGUGCGGCCCCACCUUCGGUGGCAUGAGCAGCAUUCUGAAGAACCAGGCCAACCCCACCUGGCCCGGCGAGUUCAACUUCGUAGACAUCAUCCGCAAGUCUGUCCUGAAGCUGGAGGUGUGGGAUGAUGACGUCGGACCAGAUCACCGCCUGGGAACCUGCACCACCACCAUCCGCCGAGGAACACACACUGAGACCUGCCACCUGAAGAAAGGCACCGUCUACUACACCUACAGCUACGACUACAGUCACUAGAAGGAACAGAAUGAUGGUUAGAUUGUAACCUAUGACCUUUGUGACCUUGUGUCUGAUUGGUUCUCUCACCCUGUCACUCAUGUAUUCACUUCCUUAUAGCAUCAAUAAAAUAAACUGUGUUUUACGGCAAGAUGUUCUCAGUCUGACUUCAUCAUGUUUCUGCAUUGUUUUACAUUUAUCAGAAGAGGUCUUAGAUUGGUCCGUAGAAUAUUGAAAGUGAUAAAUCAAUAUUUUGACUUGAUUUGAGAUUUUCUGUCAAAGCCUUUUACAGUGUACCAUUAUUGUGCUUAAACCUACACUUGAUAUAACUUUGUGUUAUUUUUUUUAAGGUUUGGCCUUUUGUCAUAAUCAGCAUUCAGAUGAAUAUAUUUCUCCAUGGUGAUAAUUAAGUCCUUGUGUUAUGUUAUCUUAAGGAUCUAGCCCGGGAUGACAUUGCUGGGAAGCUGAAGCACCAACAUCAGCCAGGGAACCCACAAUGUCAUCAGGGAACCCAUAAUAAACAGAUUUCUUAGUUUGCAAACACAGUGUUUGCCAGGCACAGUGGUCAAAUGUGUUUUUUUUUUAAAUAUGACAACAUGUGUGACUCCAUACUUUACAUUUGUGACCUGUGUUUUACAUAUUUGUGAGUUGCUCCACAUACAGUCCAUUCAGAAAGUAUUCUGACCCCUACCCUUUUUCACAUUUUGUUACGUUACAGUCUUAUUAAAAAAUGGAUUAAAUACA
This is a messenger RNA of Oncorhynchus masou masou (cherry salmon), 1238 nucleotides long. RefSeq lists its product as uncharacterized. Gene Ontology annotation, biological process: immunological synapse formation; T cell mediated cytotoxicity; defense response to virus. Gene Ontology annotation, molecular function: wide pore channel activity. The coding region runs from base 105 to 515 and encodes 136 amino acids. Gene Ontology annotation, cellular component: membrane. Lineage: Eukaryota; Metazoa; Chordata; Actinopteri; Salmoniformes; Salmonidae. The record is from RefSeq and is a predicted model, not a curated record. The transcript has 4 exons.